Messenger RNA from Colletotrichum aenigma, 1026 nucleotides. Its product is annotated as ATP-dependent (S)-NAD(P)H-hydrate dehydratase. Lineage: Eukaryota; Fungi; Ascomycota; Sordariomycetes; Glomerellales; Glomerellaceae. Gene Ontology annotation, molecular function: ATP-dependent NAD(P)H-hydrate dehydratase activity. The transcript has 3 exons. The record is from RefSeq and is a predicted model, not a curated record. Gene Ontology annotation, biological process: metabolite repair. The coding region runs from base 1 to 1026 and encodes 341 amino acids.
AUGUCGUCUGCAACGAAGGAGAUCCUCGGCCGCGUUCAGCGGAUGGUUCCGCCCAUGCUGGAGAAGUUCCAUAAAGGACAGCUAGGCCGCGUCGCCGUCAUCGGCGGUAGCGUGGACUACACGGGAGCACCGUACUUCUCAGCCAUGGCGAGCGCCAGGCUGGGCUGCGAUAUGUCACACGUAAUCUGCACCCCCGGCGCAGCAGCCACCAUCAAGACCUACUCGCCAAACCUCAUGGUGCACCCCCUGAUGCGCCAGUCCCCCUCCGAGGACACCGCCUCCGCCCCCCCGGACGCGGACAAGAUCUCGGCGCCCAUCGUCGAGAUGCUCGCGCGCCUGCACGUGCUCGUCAUCGGGCCCGGCCUCGGCCGCGACCCGCUGAUGCAGGACACCGUCGCGCGCGUCAUCCGCGCCGCCAGGGAGCGCUCGAUCCCGCUGGUGCUCGACGCGGACGCGCUGCAGCUCGUGCAGAAGGACCCCGGGCUCGUGAAGGGGUACGCGCUGGCGGUGCUGACGCCGAACGUGGUUGAGUUCUCGCGGCUGUGCAAGGCGCUUGGGAUUGAUGAGGGGAAGGCGAAGGAGGGCGCAGAAGGGGGGAGGGAUGAGAAGGAGACGGCUAAGGUUGAGGCGCUGGCGAGGGCGCUUGAGGGCGUGACGGUUGUGCAGAAGGGGGCGAAGGAUUUCAUCACGAAUGGGGAGGAUACCUUUAUCGUUGACCUCGAGGGCGGGUUGAAGAGGAGUGGUGGACAGGGGGAUACGCUGACGGGGUCGAUUGCGACGUUCUUGGGGUGGAGGAAAGCGUAUCUUGAUGGAUUGUGGGAUACGGGAGACAGUAAGCUUGCGGAGGCAGAGUUGGUGAGACUGGCUGCGUUUGGAGGGUGUGCGAUUACGAGGGAGUGCUCGAGGCGAGCGUUCGUCAAGAAGGGGAGGAGUUUGCAGGCGAGCGAUCUCACGGAUGAGGUUCAUGGAGCGUUUAUGGAGUUGUUUGGAGAGGUUGAUGGACCUGCUGGGAGCACCAAGCUGUGA